UCCUCCGUCCCGCCCCCUCCGGUAGUUUGGUCCUAAGCGGCCACCGUUGGCGCAGCGGGAAGAUGGCGGCGGCCGCCUUGGCGACACGGGCCGCCGGAGGAAUCAUUCGACCCCUCAAUAUUUUGGUUUCAUCAACCUUCCGGAACGGUUCCAACUCUCUGCAUCUGGUUUCCAGGCUGUCUGGCCGACCUUUCAGUCAUAUCCAAGCACCCCGUGUUUCUCCUGCUGCUGCCAAACUAGUUCCGCCUGUUAGGAGUCUGGCUUGCGGGCAUCCUUCAGCUCUCCUUAAUAGUGUCACCCCUUUGCUUUCAACUGUCCUGCAACCACCCGUCAGAACUUUAACAUACUGUAGCUUGAGAAAAGGGAAACGGAAAUCUGUGAAAGCCGUCCUCUUCAGGUUCCUCCGACUACACUGUGGUCUUUGGGUGAGGAAAAAGUCCGGUUAUAAGAAGAGGUUGUGGAAAAAGAAGCCUGCGCGUAGAAAACGCCUCAGGGAGCAGGUGUUCUGCAACAAAACGCAGAGCAAGCUUCUCGACAAGAUGACCACGUCUUUCUGGAAGAGGCGGAACUGGUACGUCGAUGACCCCUUCCAGAAGUACCAUGAUCGCACCAACCUCAAGGUGUAGGCCUGUAGACGCGGGACGUUUGGCCCAGAACCAGGGGGGCUCCCUCACUGUGUGGAGAUCUUUAUAUCUCCAUGCAAAGAUGAGUAAGGCAAAUGGCAACAAUACAGAAUACCGGAAUAAAUCAGACUUGAUCACAAA
This is a messenger RNA of Dromiciops gliroides (monito del monte), 764 nucleotides long. It is a transcript of the gene MRPL35, whose product is annotated as mitochondrial ribosomal protein L35. Gene Ontology annotation, cellular component: ribosome; mitochondrion. The transcript has 4 exons. Bases 63 to 626 code for a protein of 187 amino acids. The record is from RefSeq and is a predicted model, not a curated record. Gene Ontology annotation, molecular function: structural constituent of ribosome. Gene Ontology annotation, biological process: translation. NCBI's taxonomy places the organism in Eukaryota, Metazoa, Chordata, Mammalia, Microbiotheria, Microbiotheriidae.